CCUUCCCUUCUUUAUCGAAAAACCCACAAAAAAUUUUUUAUUCUCUCUUCUCCUGUUGUGGGUCGGUCACGUAAAAAUUAAAACACGAGUCUGAGUUUAUAGUAUGACGCCUUCGCCGAUAUUUCUGACGUAUUCUAACCAUUGAUCCCACGGCUCAGGUUGUCCCAACAGGACAACCAAGGUGACAUCACGGCCCUUAAUUUGCUAGAUGAAUGUUAGUCAAGUAGCCAAUAGGUGGGCCCUGUGUCUUUAGACUGCAUUGCAUUGUGGGGGCCCAUAAAAUAUAUUUUUUUAGCCCACUGACGACUACGAAUGGAAUGGACUGUAGCUAUUCUCUGUCCCUGUACUCUACAAGGACCUUUUUCUUCCUUCUUAUUCACAGCCUCCUCCCCUAACCUGAAACACCAUUCCAUUUCUGAUUUCCCUUACUCACUCUGUCUUCUUCCACCCCGUUCUCUAUAGUGUUAGGUGUCAUAUUUAGAACUGAAUGAAGUGUUAGUUAAUAGAAAGAGCGACAGCAGAGAUUAAUUGUUUUCUUUGCAUAUUUGGUUUUCUGUCUUUGUUGGGUAUAAUUGUUGAAUGGGUCUUACUUCUAUGCAAGGUUGCAUGGAUUCAUCUGACUGGCUUCAGGGAACGAUACACGAGGAGUAUGGAAUGGAUUCUUCAUCGCCAUCUGGGGAUAUGCUCACAUGCUCAAGGCCCUUGAUAGAAAGGAGGCUAAUACCCCAGCAUGGCCAAGCCCUCAAGUGCCCAAGAUGCGACUCCACGCACACCAAAUUUUGCUACUACAACAAUUACAGCCUCUCCCAGCCGAGGUACUUUUGCAAGAGUUGUAGGAGGUACUGGACCAAGGGAGGGACGCUAAGGAACAUUCCUGUUGGUGGAGGCUGUAGAAAGAACAAGAAAGUUGCUAUUAAAAAAUCAAAUGAUCAAUCAGCCAACAACAACCCCGGAUUAUCUAAUUUUUAUAAUCCCACUAAUCUUAACCUUUCAUUUCCUGAAGUGCACCUUUCUAACCUUAAUGUACUUAGUACUCAUGGUACUAAUACUAACUUCAUGGAGAGUAAAUAUAAUGCACUGCUUGAAAAUCCAAGGCCGAUUGAUUUCGUGGAGAGUAAGCUUGAAGCCAUAGUUGGGAGCUCUAGGAACUAUAAUUUUAUGGCGAAUGGUGGUGAGUUGGGUAUGGCUGGUGAACUUGGGGAGCAAGCACCAAAUCUCCAUGGCCUUUGCUUUCCAUAUGGGAUUUUCCUUGAUGACAAUGGUGGUACUUUCAUGGACACCAGCCAGAGGAUAAAGCUUCCUUAUGAUGCAAAUGAAGAUCAACAUGCUAGCGAUGUGAAGUCAGACACCAAGCUCUUGUCCCUUGACUGGCAAGACCAAGGAUGUUCUGACGCCGGGAAAGACAAUUACAGAUACUUGAACAAUAUGGGAUCAUGGACUGGAAUGAUAAAUAAUUAUGGACCCUCCACAACAAAUCCAUUAGUCUCAAGCAAUCUGUAAUAAACUCUACAACUUAGAAUCCUGGUGGCAGCCUGGCACGUUGUUUAAAAAUUAAAAUGAC
Molecule: messenger RNA, 1561 nt
Organism: Durio zibethinus
Lineage: Eukaryota; Viridiplantae; Streptophyta; Magnoliopsida; Malvales; Malvaceae
Product: dof zinc finger protein DOF5.6-like
Biological process (GO): regulation of DNA-templated transcription
Molecular function (GO): DNA binding; DNA-binding transcription factor activity
Source: RefSeq, a predicted model, not a curated record